AUGGCAAACAGUGCAAAUAGUGACAGAAAGUCACGGGAGCAAAUGAGUUUGAAGGAUUCAGCAAGGCCUUCGAGGAUCCUGAGCAAAGCAGAGCAUGAAAGGGGAACUUCUCUCAAUAUUGAAAAAUGGCUGAAAAAUAAAUUCAGGGAAGGAUAUAAACUCAUGAAAGAAGAGUUUGAAAAGUACGACUUGGAGCAAACAGGCAAAGUGAUGCCUCAAGACUUCCUAUCUGUGCUGGAGAAAUUUGACCUGCACCUAAAAUCUGAGCAUUUCAACCUUUUCUUAGCACGGUGCAAUCUUCAGAAUAGCAAAUGUGGCAUUGAAUACACCAAUUUCCUCAAAAUCUUCCAGGACCGAAGUGAGAAUGGGAUGCCACAUAAAAUUAUAUCCAAUCCUAAACACAGAUUCAACCAAGAAGGAAGUCCCAGUUUAUGCACUACAGUGACUGCAAUUGAAGCAAAGUUGACAAGGCUGUUUCAAUCAGAUUUCCUUUCACUUUUAGCCACAUUUCAUAAAAUUGACAAACUGAAUAGAGAUGUCAUCAGCCAACAGGAAUUUCGAGCUGCCAUUGAGAGCAGGUUUGGUGUGGAGAUUACCGAUGAAGAGUUUGAGCUGCUCAUUGACAGAAUCCCUCUUGAUGAAGACGGAAAUGUCCGGUAUCCCCAAUUCAUGGCUAUAUUUGACUCUAGGAAGGGAGUUUCUAGCCUUUUUGAGGAUAAGUCAACAAUCCUCUCAAGGCGACACGUCCUACACCAGAAACAGUCCUCAGCCCAGUUUGAUGAGGACAGUAAAUACAGUAGAAGCCCAGGACAGCUCUUCCGGAUUAUUAAAACCCUGUUAGAUAACCAAUACCAAGAGGUUGAGAAAGGAUUUGAAGAAUUGGAUGAAAUUAAUUCUCGGCGCCUCAACCACGAAACCAUGUACCAGCUUCUGAAACGCUGUCACGUUUGGCCAGAAAUAACUCGCGGUGAGAUCCGCAGACUGUGGGAAACACUGAUCACGAAUCAGGAUAAAACCUUGGAUUUCCUCGAGUUCGUGAGGCAUUUCGGCUUCUCUCCUAAAUCUGCGUGUUAUCCCAAUGCCAAGACCAGUCCACCCAGGAAAGGCGACAGCGACUUGAGAAUGUGCUCGAAAAACCUCAACUGUGCGUCCGAUAUAAUCGUGGACAGCGUCCGUGCAAAAGUUGACUACUUGUGGGACGAUCUUAGGAAAGAGUUUCAGGAGCUUGACCCCUACCACACGGGCUUUGUCAGCAAAGAAGAGUUUAAAGAUAUUUUGACAGAGCUCUGUGUGCAGUUAAAUGAAUACGAGUGUGAAGUACUGGCAAAGAAAUUCGAAAUCAAUGGAGAUGGUCGGGUUUCUUAUAUUGAGUUCUUGAAGCCAUUUGCAAUGCGCAGACAAUUAUGGCGAGAGGGGAGCAACAUGCUAGCGGUGAUGCAACAUCCUCAGGCAGAGUUGACCAUACAACAGCCUGGAUGUCAGAAGACAGGACUGCACACUGUGACAGCAAGGCUCCGACGCCAGCUGAAGGGUGAGUGGAAACCGUUACGCAGAGCCUUUAAGAAGUUAGACAGUAAAAGUAGUGGCUACUUGUCCCUGCCGGAGUUCCGAGCCGUUCUCAAACUGUGCAAUUUCCUUCUGAAUGAGGAAGAAGUUUACCAGAUAAUGUCGAAAUUCGAUGAAAACCUAGAAGGCAAAAUCGACUACAGAAAAUUCCUGGAAGAGACCUACAAAAAGAAACAAAUCAAACAGAAAGCCAACCAGCCCUUACCAGAAUUAAUCAAUUUGUCUCACGUGGUUGGAAAACCACAUGAACAACUAAUGUAG
Molecule: messenger RNA, 1827 nt
Organism: Callorhinchus milii (elephant shark)
Lineage: Eukaryota; Metazoa; Chordata; Chondrichthyes; Chimaeriformes; Callorhinchidae
Product: EF-hand calcium-binding domain-containing protein 6
Exons: 12
Coding region: 1-1827 (608 amino acids)
Molecular function (GO): calcium ion binding
Source: RefSeq, a predicted model, not a curated record